Triplophysa rosa is the source of this 1291-nucleotide messenger RNA. It is a transcript of the gene ubald1b, whose product is annotated as UBA-like domain containing 1b. Gene Ontology annotation, molecular function: protein binding. The transcript has 3 exons. The coding region runs from base 150 to 608 and encodes 152 amino acids. The record is from RefSeq and is a predicted model, not a curated record. Lineage: Eukaryota; Metazoa; Chordata; Actinopteri; Cypriniformes; Nemacheilidae.
GACAACGGCUUCACUCAACAUUAUUUGGUUUCCGAUCGGCAAGUUGAUGUUUGGCCAACCGCCAUUAAGCAAAAGAAAAGAAAGAAGCUGAUGUUUGAAUGUGCCGUAUUUGAAAGACUCAUACAAUCACGUAGCUUUUUCGACGGAAUAUGGACGAACUAAGACAUCAGGUUAUGAUAAAUCAGUUUGUUCUCACAGCCGGAUGUGCGGCAGAUCAAGCAAAGCAACUUCUACAAGCUUCACAUUGGCAGUUUGAGACUGCCCUCAGUACCUUUUUCCAAGAAGCUAAUAUACCCUACAGCCAUCAGAUGAUGUGCACGCCAGCAAACACACCGGCGACGCCCCCCAACUUCCCAGAGGCCCUAGCCAUGUUUUCCCGCCUUAAAGCCUCCGAGAGCUUCAGCAACGGUAGUCCUAUUGCUUCUAUGGCAACGUCACCGGCGCCUCACGUCAGCUGGGCUAUGAGCCCCCCGGCAACCCCUGGACACCAGGGACGAUGGACUCCGGGUCAGCUUCCAACGCAGACGGCAUCGCCGGGGUGGCCAGCAGCUGUAACUCAGCAAACCUCCAAUGAGCAUGUCAGCAUGGUCAUGGAGGCAGAAAGAUAAAGACUGCUUGGGAAACCAUCACACCAUACAGGAACAAGAGGAUGGUCGUCCUCUUGAUGGUUUUGGGCAGUGGAUUUGUAACGGUGUGAGAGCGAUGAUGAAAUAAGCAGGAUGGGAGAUUCAUGGCAGCACUGAUGAUGAAACAGCAUACACUUAUUUUUCUUAAAAUACAAGAGAUCAGAGACUAACAGUUAUAUUUUUGCAAAACAUGGAUGAGAUGAGAAAUUAUGCAGCAUAUGCAACCUCAGACCAAAGAAUGUGUUACUGAAUCAUUUUAUGUUCAGCAGUCAGUUUAUGGUAAAUCAUUUACACUAUUUUGCAUUGUAUACUAAACUGCAUUGACUUAAGGGCUACUGGACAGAUCUACUACAGACAUCAUAAGGGGUUUUCCACCUGGUUUGUAAUUAUUGACUUUUUAUAGUUUGUGUUGCCUGAAGAUGAAUUGAAAUGUGGCAUUCACGUCAUUGAGUUCUAUGGUUCUGAGUCAGCUGGUCGGAAAACAUGUUUGUUUUAUCAUGAAUUCCUUUUUUUAGUGUAUCCAGCAGGAAUGUAUUACUCAUGUUUCUCUUCUCACAGAUCAUCUCCCUGUAUGACUGUGUUCACACUGCCGCCACAAUAUUUGUGGAUUAUGUGAUGGUUUAUCAUUUCCUAUUUGUUCUGUUUAUAAAUAAAUAUUGUAUAUA